This is a messenger RNA of Penicillium diatomitis, 426 nucleotides long. RefSeq lists its product as uncharacterized. The record is from RefSeq and is a predicted model, not a curated record. NCBI's taxonomy places the organism in Eukaryota, Fungi, Ascomycota, Eurotiomycetes, Eurotiales, Aspergillaceae. The transcript is spliced from 2 exons. Bases 1 to 426 code for a protein of 141 amino acids.
AUGGCGGGGUUUCCAGCCACAGUAGCGGUGGUCUCCUCGUUCGUCCAGCUCGUGGACUGUUCUGCCACAAUCACUUGCCGCAUCAUCGAUUACAUCUGCCAAGCUGAACGUGUCCCAGAACAUCUGAGCAGACUUCGUGGACAACUACCUCUUUUUGCCAUGGUCCUGCAAAGCCUUCAAGACCCAGCAGUUCAACGUGCGCUCACGUCGGAGGACGGAUCCAGAAUGGACACGUCGAUAGCUCAGAUCAUGUCCCGGUUGACUGACUUAGAGGCCAUGGUGUUCAGACUGUCUGAAGGAAGCGCGAAAGCGCUCGAAAAACUCAGUAGUGAUAUUGAAAACGAUGCCAAACUCAUGAUGAUCUACGCAACUCUGGUCCUGUCGUUUCAAGCUGUGAAACUUAGUCUCCAGUCGUCGAUGGAGUAG